Belonocnema kinseyi is the source of this 1803-nucleotide messenger RNA. It is a transcript of the gene por, whose product is annotated as protein-serine O-palmitoleoyltransferase porcupine. Bases 286 to 1665 code for a protein of 459 amino acids. Gene Ontology annotation, molecular function: Wnt-protein binding; palmitoleoyltransferase activity. The record is from RefSeq and is a predicted model, not a curated record. Gene Ontology annotation, cellular component: endoplasmic reticulum; membrane. Gene Ontology annotation, biological process: lipid modification; canonical Wnt signaling pathway; Wnt protein secretion. NCBI's taxonomy places the organism in Eukaryota, Metazoa, Arthropoda, Insecta, Hymenoptera, Cynipidae. The transcript is spliced from 7 exons.
UAUUGUAAAAGGGUGCAGGACAUGCGGGAUUUGUUAAAAAUUUUGUAAUUUUUUAAGCUUUUAAAAUGUUUUAGGCAUCUGUAAUUGGAAAAAAGGUUUUGAAAAAUGGUAUCUUAAAUUUUUGUAUUGUUCAUUUCAAUUUAUUAUGAUAAUUCCUACCAAAGUGUACAGUAAUGUCGCCAAGUUGAAACUAAAUAGCAAGGAGAAAGAUUCAGCAAAGCAUGAUUGAAAAAUAUGGCAAAUUGCUCGAAUAUAAUUUAAUCGCAUUAAGAACUUGCCUGAAAAAUGGAUUCCAUGGUAUUUUACGAGGAUGAUUUUGAAAGUCAAUGUCACGAUCACCUAGACCAGGAUCUGGAUGCAGAUUAUGAAUAUGAAUACGCGGAAGAGACUGCCGUAGAUUUAUACGAUCUAUGUCUCAAACCCACUUUGCAACAUACUGUUGAACAUCUCAUUCCUUUGAUAUUGGCAUCUUUUUUAUUCAAAAUUGUCGCACAAUGUACUUACACUCCAAAUAAAUUGAUGCACGGAGCGUCGAUUAUCCUUGGAUUUGCAAUACUUUACAACUACGUUCCUGAAAGUUUAUAUCUUUUAGCAAUAUUCACCAUAGCCUCUUAUAUCUAUUUGCAAUUGCCAAAAAAAUACCGAAGUGGAAUCGGAGUCUUCAUACCAAGUAUUUUUGUAAUUUUAUAUUGCGAAUUGUCGAUGGAAGCUGCAUCAUGGCACAAAAUACGCGGUGUAGUAAUGAUCGCAGUGAUGAAAGAAAUCAGCAUAGCUGUGGAUCAAAACGAAAGUAACCAUAAACCACCAGUGCUUUGGCAAUACGUUGGAUAUUUAGUUUCCCCUGUCACUUCGAUAUUUGGACCCUGGAUAUCCUUCAAAGAUUAUUCUGAACUUCAUCGUCAAGGCUCUUGGAACCUUAAAUGGAUUUUUUCAACAGUAGGAUAUUUCGCACUCGCUCUUGUUUUCAUCAGCAUUUCAAAUUGUGGAGCGAGUUGGAUCUUGACAGAAAAUAGUGGCAAAUGGCUCCAAGCAUACAGAGACGCUUUAUCGUUUAGAAUGUCUCAUUAUUUCGUAUCAUAUACAUCAUCGUCGAUUUUACUUCUUGGGGGUUUGCCAUUCGCUCGGACUACGAUUACAAAACCAAUGGAAAUUGAAUUUCCGAGAUCGCUAGUUCAGGUCGUCAUUUCCUGGAAUAUCCCAAUGCACUCUUGGUUGAAAACAUAUAUAUUCCGUCCUGGAAGAAGGCAACUAGGAAAAUUUGGAGGGAUUCUUUUAACAUAUCUGGCAAGUUCUUUACUCCAUGGAUUGAAUUUUCAGCUCGCAGCUGUACUGCUCAGUUUAGGAUUUUAUACUUACAUAGAAUUCGAAAUAAGAUCUGUAUUGUCGACCGUUUUUGACGCCUGCAUAACAUCCAAAAAAUGUCCAGAUAAUAAGUGUUCCCAUCAAAGAAUUGCAGCUAAUUGUUGGUGGGUCACUGCAGUAAAUUUGGCCUUUUCGGCUCUCUCGAUUUUUCAUCUAGCGUACCUAGGUCUUAUGUUCGACACUUCAGAAUUGCAAGAGACAGGAUACAGUUAUUUGCAUACGAUCGAAAAAUGGUCUCAACUCGGCUUUGCAAGUCAUUGGAUUGCUUUCGUCACUUAUUGUGCUUAUUUUUUAAUUAGAUAACAUAUCAGUAUUUUGCCAAGUGUUAUAAUUUUAAAGUAACCUUGUAUCAAAUAUGCACGUCUGUGAUUGUAUAUUAGUUGAAAUCGCUUAUUUAUUGAACAUUUUUAUAGAAUUUUUGAACGCUAAUAAUUUUGUAUA